UUAUAUAAUCAAGCUUUCCAUACAUUUUCACUAAAAUACUUUGUUGACAAAUUGUUAUGAUUAGGUAUCAGAUGACCAGUUAUAUUUGACAAUCUAUGAGUUGAAAUAGCAGGACUAAGAUGUCUAAAAGAGGAUUCCGAGAACGUCUUGCUGCCGGGGAAACCAUUGUUAUUGCUGAGGGCUAUUUAUUUGAGUUUGAAAGGAGAGGUUACGUGCGUGCUGGAUGUUUUGUUCCUGAAGUAGUAUUGGAAUUUCCAGAACAACUUAGAGCUUUACACGAAGAGUUCGUACAUGCCGGAAGUGACGUUGUCCAAGCAUAUACGUACUAUGGUCACCGAGCAAAACUACGAGUGGUUGGAAGGGAAGAUGAACUUGAAACAUUGAACUUUAAAGCACUAGAUAUAGCCAAAGAAGUAGCAGACAAACAUAAUAAAUUACUGGCUGGAGGUAUAUCUAACACAACCAUCUUUAACAGACAUGAUCCAAAAACUAUAGAGGAAGCUAGAAGUAUAUUUAAGGAACAAAUUGAGUGGGCCGUGACGAGAGAUGUUGACUUUAUUAUUGGUGAGACGUUUCCAGAUUUUGCAGAGGCUCUUUUAGCUCUAGAGUGUAUUAAAGAAUACGGAAAAGUUCCAGCCGUUAUUACUUUCUGUUCCACCGAAACAAAUAUAACACACGAUGGUGUGCCAAUACCAGAAGCAUGUAGAAAGCUCGAGGAGGCUGGAGCCGAUGUAGUUGGAGUGAACUGUAGCAGAGGGCCAGUUACCAUGAUGCCUCUUGUCAAAGAAAUCAUGAAGGUUUGCAAGGGACCAGUGGCAAUGUUACCCGUUGUUUACUGUACAACGUGUAAAGAACCAACAAUGCAGGCUUUAACUAUACCAGGAACAGGUAAACCAGCAUUUCCAGUAGACUUGCCAGGAGUUGCAUGUACUAGAACACAAAUAAAAGAAUUUGCUGAAGAAGCAAAAGCACUAGGAAUACAGUAUAUUGGUUUGUGUUGUGGUAAUGCCUCUCACUACAUGCGUAUUUUAGCAGAUGUAUAUGGGAAGGAUCCACCUGCAAACAAAUUCUCUCCAAACAUGGACCAGCACUAUUCAUUCGGUGAUGAUAAACAUAGGAACGAUUACUAUAAUGAUCUCUUUGAAACAAAGCUUAAAGAUAACAAGGCUAAAUAAUUUAGCACAAACUUGUUUGACAUUUACUGGUAUCUAUAAAUAAACUUGAUAAUUUUUUAUUUAUUUCGUAUAUAUAUGUAUUUGAAAUUUUGUGGUCACCUUUUGCCAUGCAAACCAUAAUUCAUUUUUGUAUAAAAUACGUAGUCCUUUGCAAUGAU
Molecule: messenger RNA, 1333 nt
Organism: Mytilus trossulus (common blue mussel)
Lineage: Eukaryota; Metazoa; Mollusca; Bivalvia; Mytilida; Mytilidae
Product: betaine--homocysteine S-methyltransferase 1-like
Exons: 7
Coding region: 120-1175 (351 amino acids)
Molecular function (GO): methyltransferase activity; zinc ion binding
Source: RefSeq, a predicted model, not a curated record